This is a messenger RNA of Pimephales promelas (fathead minnow), 873 nucleotides long. The record is from RefSeq and is a predicted model, not a curated record. NCBI's taxonomy places the organism in Eukaryota, Metazoa, Chordata, Actinopteri, Cypriniformes, Leuciscidae.
UCCCAAUUUACUUGUUUUCAUUUUCUGCCUUAUUUAUAAUGUUGACAAUGUCAUCCCAUGUGGUCUAUAGACCUGGAUGCUAAACAGUCUUAUAGUUUGUCUUUCAAAAAUGCACAUUUUGUAUUUCAGACUAUUGUCCUCAUGAACAUAUACCGUAACCCUCAAAACUCUGCCCAGUCUGCUGAUGGUUUACACUGUGCUGUUAGUGAUGUGGAAAUGCAGGAGCAUUAUGACGAGUUUUUCGAGGAAGUCUUUACAGAAAUGGAGGAGAAGUACGGAGAGGUCGAGGAGAUGAAUUUUCGGCGGGAAGAGGAUGCUGAGAAGGCUGUAUUGGACUUGAAUAAUCGGUGGUUUAAUGGCCAGCCGAUACACUCAGAACUUUCCCCAGUUACAGACUUCAGAGAAGCCUGCUGCAGACAAUAUGAAAUGGGGGAGUGCACUAGAGGUGGUUUCUGUAAUUUCAUGCACUUGAAACCCAUUUCUCGAGAACUCAGGAGAGAUCUUUAUGGACGUCGUAGAAAAAGGCCUAGUUCUCAGUCAGGGUCUCAAAAACGCUCUCGUUCAAGGGAUCGUAACCGUGGAGGUCGUGAACGGGAGAGGAGGAGAUCAAGAGAUCGGGAACGUUCUGGAAGAUUUUGAGCAAUGACACAGUUUUGAUGCCUUUGUUUUAUUGCUUGCUGUUUUAUUGCAAUCAAUGACCAGCAUUUGUUUGAAACAUCAGAUGUCAUCUUGUCACGUGCUUUGUCCCUUUGUGUUUCUUAACUUUUUUUGUGUACAAUUAAAAAGUUUCUCAAUAAAAGUGCAUUUUUAUUAAUUGUCCCGGUCAAAUAUUUACUGUUUAUAUGUUUGGGAUUAUUAAAAGCUUCAAUUCAA